Messenger RNA from Aaosphaeria arxii CBS 175.79, 1916 nucleotides. RefSeq lists its product as uncharacterized. The record is from RefSeq and is a predicted model, not a curated record. Bases 50 to 1789 code for a protein of 579 amino acids. Lineage: Eukaryota; Fungi; Ascomycota; Dothideomycetes; Pleosporales. The transcript has a single exon.
CCACAGACAUGCAAGUCAAGGCCAAAUAUAUCCAAAAACCCUGCGUUCCAUGUUUGGCAUACUAGAAGAAGCCUCAGACAUCGAGGGCAUCCAGCUAUUUCCCCUCGAACCAGAAACCUCCAAAGCCAUGGAUCCCGUACAUCCUUUCACUCUCAUACAAGAUGACUCUGAAUAUGACGAGGAUGGAGAGACUGCAGGUAGCACACCAUUGGUCCGUGAGGGGCCUCAAUCAGUCAAAGACGACCAAAGAAAUGUAUACGAUUUCCUAUCGAAGACCUUCAAGUGGGAGCCUCUAUACGACUGGGACUGGCUGAUGCAACCUGAACGUAUGGCACAGAGUGUUGAUCCAGCAUAUCAAAAGAUAUAUGAUAAGGGAGACUAUAUGGAGCGCAUCAAAACACAGUUUCAGUACAUGCGAGAGGCAGGGAUACCUAUCCACAUCCUAAUUGGUCGACGCAAAUACGAUACGUCUAGUUGCUAUUGGGGCUGGCCAUACAAUGCUGCUGAAUGGCAGAACUGGCUGGAUCAAGACUUCGAUGCUAAUUUCGAUGAGAUCGCUCCUUUUGUUGAUAAAUUGAGUAUCGUUUACGAUAUGCGGAACCCUCUCGAUGAUAAACGGCUGAGAGAGCUCGAUAUGCUAGAGCCAUACAAAGGGCCGUCUGCCAGGUGUCCUCAAACCGUGUGUCCCUGGUCGAAUGAUGAAAUCAGCAAUUGUCCCUUCAAAAGACCGAAUCAAAGUGCCCAAAGACGGUCUAGACCACGGUUUUCACAGAAGAUGGCACACAAACGGGUACUAAGACCGCAAGCUGUCGCAAGUUCUGCUCGACUUAUCCCCAAGAUUCCGGGAUAUCCACCAACCGGAGAAAAUGCAGAUGACCAUCCUUCCGACAACGAUAAACCUGAGUGUACCGUAUUAACACCCAUCCAUCAUCUCGCACGUCAAGCAGUCUACGCACGAGAAGCAGUAGGCUGGCUAAGGUUCUGGUCGACGUAUGCCUUAUGCUUUACCCAGCUGAAAUCAUUGCAUUUUCACAUGCCUCGUUUCUUUGAUGAAGUCAUUUCCGGUCGACUGUCACGACUCCUCAACCAGAAAAAAGGCUGGGAGGUGAUUAAUUACACCAACGAAAGACAGCAUAUGCAAACAUCUGAAGAUUUGCUGCACCUACUGCCUAAAUUGCAUCAGUUAGAGUUCGAAAACAAGCAGGAGUCCAAGAUCUGGCCAGCCGGGCCUUUCUGCAGCCGAACUUGGUUCUGGGCGGGCGCGGAGGUCAGCUGGAGGCAGGAAUACACUAUCAGAGGACUUGCUUCGGCCAUGCAUGUGCCAAAUUUCUGGAGAGGAAAAUACAGGAUACUGCAUGACACGGAUUGGGUGGAAACGAAGGCCUUGGAGUACGAGGCAGUGUGCAAGGCUGUUGAUAGAGCAGAACAAGCACGCGAGAAUGAGCAGGAAGCUGAAAGUGAUGAUAUAAGACAGGAUGAUAAGGUGAAAGCCACAUAUGAUCGAAAACAAAGAGAUGAACAGUACGUGGACAUUCUUCGGAACAUUGGUCACUAUGAAUGGAGGCAACGUCUUGAAGGGGAGAUUAGAGCCUUGGAAAGACAUAUUCAAGCACGAACCCAUGAUGGCGCCGGUGGGUUAAUGGUGUCCGAGGAGGCAAGAUUUCGAAAAGAACUCAACCUCCUUGGACAAUUACAGCGAGAUCCGACGCCAAUCUUUGGGAAAUCAGGUUCAUUCCGCUGGUCCAGUUUCCUCAUAGACAAGAAUGACUUCAAGAGAGCUUUGAGAUAGGUACAAUUUCCGGAAAGGGAUCCACCAAAUGGUUCGCCAGAUUAUUCCUCAAAAUCUACACAGAUGGACAAAGUGAUAAGUGAGCGCCCCAACAGCAAUGGUAAGAUAAGGCCUGUCGAUGCUGGAG